This is a messenger RNA of Danaus chrysippus (African queen), 3054 nucleotides long. The record is from the annotation of a GenBank genome assembly. NCBI's taxonomy places the organism in Eukaryota, Metazoa, Arthropoda, Insecta, Lepidoptera, Nymphalidae.
AUGAGCCGUACGUGCUAUCGGCAGGCUCUGUGGGCGCUGGCGGUGAUAUGCACGCUGGCGCCCUCGAACGCCGACGGGAAUAUUGGUUGUUUGUUUAGCUCGUCCUUAUGCAUUGACGGAGCGGAGUGGUGCUAUGAUGAUUUCGCAUUUGGUAAAUGCAUACCGAUCUAUGACAACGAUCCCGAAGAGCGGUCACUUUACCAAUAUGACAUGAGCUCUACGCAGCUGCAGUGGUUUGAGAGGGAAUUGCAGCAGCUAGCAGCACAAGGUUACCGUUGGGAACAUGCGUUCACACAAUGUAUGCUGCAAAGUAUGUUGUACGCACUGCGACAUCACCUGGAUCCAAAUCAAGUAAACUCAAAGCUAUGUGAGCAUUUCGCGGAUCCCAAGCUAAGUGCGGGAGUAACAGACGUAGGAGACGAAACCUUGGAUGCUAACCCUGAUGAAACAGCGUACAUAAGAUUCGUACCAAACUCUAAAUUGAUUGACUCAGAUUAUGCAAAUGAAGUGUAUAAUCCACCGUUACUUGACGAUGAAGAACCUAAAGGCGAUGAUUCGUCUAUGAAAAUUGAAGAUUUAGAAUCCGAUGAAGACACAAAUGAUAAAAUACGAAAUAUAAUGCUAAUGAGUGGGGUCGAAUCACCUGUGAUCGUACCAUUUGAAGGUUUUAGAGAACGUUUACAAGCUGAAGAAGAAGCACGUCAUCAUGUACCUAAAGACAGUAUCAUCAAUUAUGACAAAGAAAAAAAGUCCUUGAACGUAAAUAAUAAUCAAGAAAAACCAGUCAAUGAACUUCCUGAUGAAGAACGAUUAUUGGCUCAUUUUCGUAAAUACAAAAUAAAACCACCGCCCUUCACAGCAGAAUACUUGACUGCUAACAGAUUCUCGCCAUUGGAUGAAGAAGUUCGAUCAAACGCUCUGGAAAAAUACAAACAAAGCUUUCUAGAGAAGAACUUCCCAUUUGAAUAUGAAAACCCAGAAGAUCUUUCAGAAGCAAGGGGCUAUGUAGAAACCUCAUCGAGUGAAUUAAAUGAAGACGGAGGAACAACUUAUCAAAAGGAAAACAAUUCCAAAGAAAAAAAUCCAAAGAACAUGGAAUAUUUAAUGAACUAUUGGCGUGAAAUUGUUGGUGCAAAAUUAAAACCACAAGAAAAUUUAUAUGCUGAAGGUGGUCCAUUAAAAACGGAUGAAUUGCAAGGUGAAAAUUCAAAAUUUUAUUUAUCUCAAGAUUUGCAAGACUUAGUUAAUAGAGAAUGGGGAUUUAAGCGUAGGGAAAGAGAUGAUGUUAAAAAGCCUGGGCCGCGUGUGGACGCAAAAGCAUUAAAGAUUUUAUACAACAAUAAAUCAGUGACAGCUCAAUCAUCCAAUCAGAAUCAGAUCAUGUCGGACCACGAUCACAACGAUUAUGACUACGAUCCAUCCUACGCGUUUGUAACUUUUCAUAAUAGGUUUUUGACUGACUGGGAGAAAGGUAUUUCAUUCAUAACACGUCUUGAAGAGAUGUUGGGCUUAGAAAAAAAUACGUUUACAAAUCCUCGAGUUGAUCCCAGUGAAGUCACUUUUAAAGUAGAAAAAAAUAGCAAAGGCUACGAUGCAGCAGAUGUUGCUAAGCAAAUUGACGUCAUCAAGGAAAAAGUGCGUAAGGACACCGGAGCACAAAUACAAUCGGCUGGAGUUGGAGAUCGGAGCAAAUACCCAAUGAUUCGUAACUCCGAGUCCAAGGAGAACCAACUAUUUGGUUUGGAUUAUCCAGUACUACUAGCACUUAUGGGUAGUUUGUCAGUUCUCGUCGUGGGAGCUGUGGUGUUUGCUGUUUUAUUGAAGAGAGACAUGAGUGCUAGGCGGAAGAUGCAGGGUUUAGCCUCAGCAGCUGAGAUCGACGCCGAAGCUACAAGGGAUUAUCAGGAACUUUGUCGUGCUCGCAUGUCCGGUAAAUGGACGGGCACGCAGACCGCAGUCGCUCCUCCUACUGAACCACCGCAAAGGAUUACUUCGCUAUCACGUGACCCCGACGGGAAUUCACCCUCAACUAGAUCAAGCACUUCAUCUUGGAGUGAGGAACCGGCUUUGACUAAUAUGGACAUUUCCACUGGACAUAUGGUUCUGGCUUACAUGGAAGACCAUCUCCGAAACAAGGAUCGCCUAGAACAAGAAUGGCGAGCGCUUUGUGCUUAUGAAGCUGAACCAUGCGCUACCACAGCGGCCCUGAAACCUGAGAAUAGCGGCAAGAACCGUUGCGCCGAUGUCUUACCUUACGACCAUUCUAGAGUCAUUCUGAAUACUCUCUCUAAUCACCUUGGAUCUGAUUACAUCAACGCAUCCACGAUAACUGACCACGACCCUCGUAACCCGGCCUACAUAGCGGCAGCUGGUCCAUUGGUGCAAACAGCUCCGGAUUUCUGGCAGAUGGUGUGGGAACAAGGCAGUGUAGUCAUGGUGAUGCUAACCCGUCUCACUGAAAACGGACAACAGCUCUGUCAUCGAUACUGGCCUGAAGAGGGUUCAGAACUGUACCACAUUUAUGAGGUUCAUCUCGUGAGUGAACACAUUUGGUGUGACGACUAUCUGGUCCGAAGCUUCUAUCUGAAGAACCAACGUACUGGCGAAACCCGCACUGUCACGCAAUUCCACUUCCUCUCGUGGCCAGAGAAUGGAGUACCAGCUUCUACCAAGGCCUUGCUUGAAUUCAGAAGGAAGGUUAAUAAGUCUUACCGCGGAAGAUCUUGUCCGAUUGUUGUCCAUUGCAGUAAUGGAGCCGGUCGAACCGGUACAUACUGUUUGAUCGACAUGGUCCUCAACCGCAUGGCUAAAGGUGCAAAGGAAAUUGACAUCGCAGCUACUUUGGAACACAUCCGUGAUCAACGCACACGCACUGUCGCUACCAAACAGCAAUUUGAAUUCGUACUGAUGGCUGUUGCAGAAGAGGUACACGCUAUACUGAAAGCCUUACCAGCGCAUCUACAACAACUGCAGGAGAAGAAGGACAAAGAGAAGGAGAAAGAAAAAGAAAAAGGAUCAGAAAAAGAAGGCACUGAUAAAGAUAAACCAAACUAA